GUUAAUUAUAGAUUGAAUAAACUUUUAACGAUAGAAUAAAUUGAAAUUAACAUUUGAUUAUAUAAAUGUAAACUUGACAAUAGCAUAAGUUCGAAGUUUUCAUGUACCACUCAUACUAAAAUACAAGGUUAAAUGGUGAAGAUGACAUCUCUAGACGAUGUGAAAAUAAAACAAUGUUUAUCAAAGUAUCAAAAUCCUGAGCUCACCAAGAAACAUGGCCUAAAAGUUCUGGGUCUUUAUAAGGGCUUAAUGUGUAAUGUAGAACCAUUUGUAUUUAAUGAUGGUUCAAUGAAAGAGUUACUCAAUCUACAAGGAACAAUUCCAGUUUCAUACAAAGGUCAUAUAUAUAAUAUUCCUAUAUGCAUAUGGAUCAUGGAUACACAUCCUAAUAAUGCACCUAUGUGUUUUGUUAAACCUACUGCUGAUAUGAGCAUUAAAGUGAGCAUGUAUGUUGAUCAUAAUGGAAAAAUUUAUUUACCAUAUCUCCAUGAUUGGUUACCAUAUUCAUCAGACUUACUUCGUCUGAUCCAAACAAUGAUUUCAACAUUUGGAGAGCAACCUCCUGUUUAUGCUAAAAUACGACAAGGUAAACAAACAAGUUCUACACCUUACCCAGUACAACCUUUCAUGCCUGUACCUGGAAGCGAAACACAUUUACCUGGUUCUAAUUUUCUACCAUAUCCACAAAACUCACAGUAUGCAGGUGGGAGUAAUAAUUAUCCUCCAUAUAUGUCAACAACAUCUUCUGGAUUUCCAUACCCAGGGUCAUAUGGUUCAUAUGGAGGAACUGCAUCAAAUUAUCCACCACAAAGUUGUACUGGUUCAUUUCCAUACCCUCCAUCAACACAACCAUCUCCAACAGUACCUGUCACUGCUGGUGCAUCAGGUACAAUCACAGAAGAACAUAUUAGAGCAUCUUUGUUGUCAGCAGUAGAAGAUAAAUUAAAACGAAGACUUAAUGAACAGUUUUCACAAUUGUUAGACGAGCUGGAAACGUUAUAUCGAACACGACAAGAAAUUACAAAUGGAACUAUUCAUCUUAACGAUUUAUUUGACAGAUUAAAAAAAGAAAAUACUGAACUUGAAAAGAACAUAACUAUACUUCAAGAUAAGGAAGCAGAAUUGGAAAAAGAAAUUGCCAAGCUUUCUGAUAAUCAGUCAAUAGACGUCGAUGAAGCUGUUACAACAAUCGCACCACUUUACAAGCAGAUGUUAAAUGCAUUUGCGGAAGAAGCAGCAACAGAAGAUGCUAUAUACUAUUUGGGUGAAGCUUUACGUUGUGGUAUUAUAGAUUUAGAUGCAUUUUUAAAGCAAGUACGACAACUUUCACGCAAACAAUUUAUGCUAAGAGCGCUUAUGCAACGCUGUCGUCAGAAAGCGGGAUUGGCUGGUUAAACAUUUUACCCAAUUUUUAUAAGGUUACGCUAUUCAAUAUUUUAUUUUAUUACAAAUGAUGUACGCAAAACAGACUAUAAUAAAUCCCACAAUAAUAGAGGGAUAGAUAUAUGUUAUAGAGACGAAGCAUCCUCGUUAAAAAAA
Eufriesea mexicana is the source of this 1539-nucleotide messenger RNA. It is a transcript of the gene TSG101, whose product is annotated as tumor susceptibility gene 101. Gene Ontology annotation, biological process: protein modification process; protein transport; endosome to lysosome transport. Gene Ontology annotation, molecular function: ubiquitin binding. Bases 133 to 1395 code for a protein of 420 amino acids. Gene Ontology annotation, cellular component: ESCRT I complex. The record is from RefSeq and is a predicted model, not a curated record. The transcript has 9 exons. NCBI's taxonomy places the organism in Eukaryota, Metazoa, Arthropoda, Insecta, Hymenoptera, Apidae.